AUGACCGAAGAAAGAACGAUCCUACUUGUAGGUAGAACUGGUAACGGUAGAUCUACAAUAGCUAAUGUUAUUAGUAACACUAGUAAAUUUAAAGAGAGCGAUUAUGGAAUUAGUGAGUCGGAGGGUGGGCAGAUAGGGCACUUUCGAUUAAAGGGAGAGGAAAUGAUUUAUCAUAUAGUUGAUACUAUUGGUAUUGGUAAUAAUCGUUUCACAGAAAAAGAGACUUUGAAAAGGUUAACUAACGCAGUUAUUGGAGUUCAAAACGGAUUGAACCAAAUUUUCUUUGUAAUUAGUGGUAAAUUUACUAGAGAAGACGUAGAAGCAUUUACUUUGCUCCGUAUGAUUUUUUUUGGUGAAGACAUUGGUAAAUACACCACUAUUGUUCAAACCAAAUUCCCAUAUUUUCAAGAUCCAGAAAAACGUCGCAAAAACAAAGAAAUUAUGAUGAAUCAAAAUGAAGAUGUAGGCACUAUUUUACGUUCUUGUCGUCGUCUUAUCCAUGUAAAUAAUUUAACUGAAAAAGAAGACUUUCGACUAAGAGCUCGCAAUGAUUGCCGAGCAUUUUUACGUAAUUAUAUCUGUAAUUGUAAAGAUAUUUACAAACCAAGUAAUUUAGGGGAAAUGAAUGAAAGAAUUGAAAAUUAUCUAGCUGAAAGGAAUAAAGGCAAUGAUAAACAAUGGCAAAUUAAUCAGCUUAUGAAUGAAAACUCACAACUUCGCCAGCAAUUAAACCAAUUUACUGGUCAACAGAGACAAUUUAAUCCCUUUAAUACAGGUUUUUUUUAA
Molecule: messenger RNA, 786 nt
Organism: Scutellospora calospora
Lineage: Eukaryota; Fungi; Glomeromycota; Glomeromycetes; Diversisporales; Gigasporaceae
Source: the annotation of a GenBank genome assembly